Haemonchus placei is the source of this 933-nucleotide messenger RNA. Lineage: Eukaryota; Metazoa; Nematoda; Chromadorea; Rhabditida; Trichostrongylidae. The record is from the annotation of a GenBank genome assembly.
AUGCUAAUCAUUUUUGAAAAAUCAAAGGUUUUCAGGACAUCGAACCUGGUCACCUUCCGGCAAGGAUCUUCAAAAGCUGCUUAUGGAGGACUGAUUUUUGCUCAAGCAUUGGCAGCUGCUGAAAAUACCGUUGACGAGACGUUGAAACCACAUGCCAUGCAUUCAUUUUUCAUACUUUGUGUGAAUACAUCAAUACCCGUACAAUAUCACGUACGGCGGGUAAGAGAUGGUCGAUCUUUCUGCACGCGUACUGUGGAAGCUAUACAAGAUGGGAAAAUUGUAUUCGUCCUACAAGUCUCAUUCCAUAAGGUAAACUUUGUUUCGGAUUCACAAUUGCACAGAACUUUAUGUUUUUUCCUUUUCUAUUACUGCCGAAUUCAAGUAAAACCAGUGGUUGAAAAGAGAUUGAAGAACUACGAUAGUCGUGCUUCUCAAGACCGAGAGCUAUUUGAAGUACAAAUCAGACCAACGGAUGCCGAACGACAUUUAGGAUUCGGAAAAACGAAUCACCAAACACGAACGUUUUAUUCCUGGUUUAAAUCGAGGGGAAGCUUAGGUGAUUGCGAAAAGCUGCACAGGUACCUGGUUGCCUACACGACUGAUGCCACGAUGGCAGGAUCAGCAUAUCGCCCUCAUCUUGUCAACGACUUCAACCCAACAAUGUUGUUUUCACUUGAUCACAAUGUUUGGAUGCACAAACAUGAAAUGCGAGCUGAUCGAUGGAUGCUGUUUGAGAACACUUCAACGGUUGCAGAUCGUUACGGAGUGCUCAUUUUACUACUCAUUACUAUAUGCAUCGAUCACGAUUUCUAUCGUUCAGGUAGAGGCAGAGCAUUCAUCACUGGAAAGUUAUGGAGCGAGGAAGGCAUACUUUUGCUUAGUUGUACCCAAGAGGUCGUAUUGCGGGGCAACGGCCAAGUAUCUAGGCUAUAG